UCGGAAUUAGUGGGGGAGCUCGCCGAGAAGGAGGAGGCUGUGCUUAGCUUGAAACGCCAGCUGACAGAAGUGAAGGAGCAUGCAGAGGAGUCGGUCAAGGAGAAAGAUGAACAGUUGGAGAAUUUGCGGAGGAGUUUGGCAGAUCUUCGAGAAAAGGCGGAGCAGGCGGAGCCUCUGUUGCGCCUUGGGUCUCCCGGAACGUUGCAGUCGUUUGUGCCUACGCAUGGCUUGGAAGAUUCGUCCGAAUCUGCUGACGAGGCUAGAUUAUCGCCGAAGUUGAACACGAGAGGCGCUGAUGGUCUUAUUUCUACAACCAACGCACGGAAGCUUGAUAUCUCUGGGGUAACCAGCGUUCCAGCUCUUCAAAUGGGGAAAGAAACACUCCAGGAGUGCUCUCCAAAACAACGAAACACGGGUGGCCAAGUAGAAUUAGGGAGUUCUCCAUCAAAGGACGAACUCGUUAGAGAGGCCCGCCAGCGAGAGAAAAUGCUAUAUCAACAGCUUCAGCAGGUCCAGUGUGAUCAUGAAAGGCUGAAGAAGGAAAACCAAGCACUUAAGCAUGCACUGAUGAAUACAGCCCAGGAAUCUGCUGAAAAGGAGGAUGCAAUUCUCAGAGAUAAAGAAGAGUACAACGUACUUCGGAAGGAGCUGGAGAACGCAAUGCGAAACGCUCAAGACUCCAGAUAUGUGGCACAGAUGGAAAGGGAAAGACGCAUUGCCCAAGUGAUGCAGCUGAAGGCACAGCUAGCAAAAUGGCAGAGAAGACUUUGCAACCAACCAAGCAUUGUUCAUAUGGGACAGACGGAAGCCAAAAUGGCGCCAGAAGACGAAAAUCACAUAUCUUCCAAAGGAGGAAAUGCUGUCUUUCUCAGCACAGCGGGACGACGCCGCAAUUUGUCAGCAGACGCGAGCUCCCAUUCAUUUGAUCGUACUGCAUCAGGAACUUGCCAGCUUACUUCAAAACACUGCUCAGGAAGAUCAACAGGUGGCAGUGUCGCACAUUUAGUGCGAAUGGUUGACGCCUACACACGCCACAAUGUUCUCUUAGAACCCCCUUGUGACUCAGUCCUCACGGUUGUGGAUCGGUUGAAGCGUAGGGCGUGA
Eimeria maxima is the source of this 1104-nucleotide messenger RNA. RefSeq lists its product as hypothetical. The transcript is spliced from 5 exons. The record is from RefSeq and is a predicted model, not a curated record. The annotation marks the transcript as partial. NCBI's taxonomy places the organism in Eukaryota, Apicomplexa, Conoidasida, Eucoccidiorida, Eimeriidae.